Cyprinodon tularosa is the source of this 1928-nucleotide messenger RNA. Its product is annotated as neuropeptide FF receptor 1-like. Gene Ontology annotation, molecular function: peptide binding; neuropeptide receptor activity. The record is from RefSeq and is a predicted model, not a curated record. Gene Ontology annotation, cellular component: membrane. NCBI's taxonomy places the organism in Eukaryota, Metazoa, Chordata, Actinopteri, Cyprinodontiformes, Cyprinodontidae. The transcript has 3 exons. Gene Ontology annotation, biological process: G protein-coupled receptor signaling pathway. The coding region runs from base 35 to 1081 and encodes 348 amino acids.
AACAGGCUGGCCUUUCUCUAACACAGUGUGCAAGAUGAGUGGGUUUGUGCAGGGUGUAUCUGUGUCAGCCUCGGUCUUCACCCUGGUAGCAAUCGCUGUUGAAAGGUUCCGUUGUAUUGUGUAUCCUCUCCAGCCCAAGCUUACUCUCCUUGUUGCCAAGGUAGCCAUUGUGUCUAUCUGGGUGUUAGCAGUAGCAAUUAUGUGUCCUGCUGCAAUAGCACUGACUGUGGAGAAAGUUCCUUUCCAUUACAUGGUCUACAAUGAUGAUUUCAAUCAGACGUUGCCCCUUUACACCUGCUAUGAAAACUUUGCCAAGCCUCAUAUGAGAAAGGUCUACACGGCGGUUCUGUUCGCCCACAUCUAUCUGGUUCCCCUCACUGUCAUCACGCUGAUGUAUGUAAGCAUCGGGGUCAAACUCUGCUCCUCUGCUGUCACAAACAGACAACCACAACUGGCCAAUGUCACAGUCCAGGCGGGAGGCAGAAGACAUGCCCAACAAGUGGUAUCCCAGAAAAAGAUCAAGGUGAUAAAAAUGCUCAUCGUAGUUGCUUUGCUUUUCAUGCUCUCCUGGUUGCCCCUUUGGACUCUUAUGUUAAUGGCAGACUAUGGUGGACUGAACAGAGACCAGCUGGAUCUGCUCACCAGCUACGUCUUCCCCUUUGCCCACUGGUUAGCCUUUUCCAACUCCAGCGUGAAUCCCAUCGUCUAUGGCUACUACAACAAGAACUUCAAGAGGGGCUUUCAAGUAGUGUGGAAGACAAAGCCCAUGUGCUGCUUCCCCCAGCUGAAGAGCAGAAUGCCUCGAUGGGGACGGAGAGCAAGAUCUGCACAUGCACCGUGUGAAGGAGCUGAACUAAGAGAUGGCAGUAAUAGCCAUGGAAACUUUCUGUUGGGACUAAGAAACCGUGUCCAUAAUGACAACAAACUGAGUGAAACCCCAGAAAUAAACAGGAGCUCGAGGGUAGGCUGUGUGGUGGUCCACCAAGGUAGAAGUCUGUCAGAACAAGGGAUAGAAAUGGUAGCCAUACAUCAGAAAAGCAGCAACGAAGAAGGUUCUGAGAAGACACCAUUGUCCGACUGAGUGCACUGAUGCGUCAGGUCAUGGUGCACAGAAAAAAGAAAAGCUGUCAGUAUAGGCGGAGGCAGCCCAGGGACGGCAGUAGCAGCGUUAGUGAUCCAAUCAUGGGUGAACACUGGCAUAGAAAAAUAUAAAAAAAAAUUUAAAAGAUCAGCGGCCCUCUGAUCCAAAUAUAAAAUCAGCCCCGUGGGAAUUGUCCAGGUCCUUUCAAUUAGCCACUGGUUCCCAGUGUUUCAUAAUUAUUUGUGGAAUGGUGAAUAAUGUGUUGUUAAUUAUUUAAUGAAUGUACCUGUGAAUGAAAAAUCUUAUUUUUUUUUUUUUUUAUCAAAGCACAGAACAAACGCAUCUUGUCUUUUGUUUAACUUCUAUUAUUAAAAUCUACGUAAUGUCAAAUUGUAUUUAUGACAUUAAAUAUCUGUCUGUGUUUGAAAGGAAUGUACUCUCCCUCCAGUGUCAUACACAAAGAAUGUGUGAAACCAAAGUGGACUUUGGUUUCUUUAUUACUGUUAGUUACAUUUAUGUAAAUGUAUUAAUGAUGUCAAAACAGGUGUUUUAUUUUACUCCUCUGCUAUGUUACCUGAUGAUCACUCAGCAAGAACCAAACGCGUAAGUCUGUGUUUAUGGCUCGAAAUGCAAACUUUUACGGCGUGUACCGUGAUUCUCUCAGCUUUGUUGUGUUGUGAAACUUGUGUUGUAAUCCAUUUCUUUUGGUAUCUGUCUUGAACAAAUCAAGCUAGGUGGCUUUGUUAGUGUUAUUUGUAAUGCUGAGUUUGUAACUGUCUCUUUUUAAUCAUUGUUGUUUUUUUUUUUGCUCUAAUAAAAAUGCAUUUAAUAAGAAUUGUUUCUUGAU